Messenger RNA from Entelurus aequoreus (snake pipefish), 3787 nucleotides. Its product is annotated as zinc finger protein 287-like. Lineage: Eukaryota; Metazoa; Chordata; Actinopteri; Syngnathiformes; Syngnathidae. Gene Ontology annotation, molecular function: DNA-binding transcription activator activity, RNA polymerase II-specific; RNA polymerase II cis-regulatory region sequence-specific DNA binding. The transcript is spliced from 2 exons. The record is from RefSeq and is a predicted model, not a curated record. Gene Ontology annotation, cellular component: nucleus. Gene Ontology annotation, biological process: regulation of transcription by RNA polymerase II. Bases 192 to 1490 code for a protein of 432 amino acids.
UGUAGUUUUAUACAGUAUGGGCGACAUAUAUAAACCCUCGGUUACACAUUUCUUUUCUAACGCGAGUUUAACAGUUUUAGCAGCUCUUUAACAACCGACGCAAGAUGGCAACGGUGUGACGUCAUGAUUAGACACCUCAGUCGAAGAAGAAAAAGGCGGAAGUUACACCCGAGACGCAAACGGCGACACAAAUGCCCGUACUUGGCGACGACAAGGCAAGACGACAUAUAAUCGAGUUUAAAACAUUCAAAAUGUUCAAAGAGUUGGUAACGGAGCGACUGAUGGCGGCAGCCGAUGAAAUAUUCGCACUGUUCGAAGGAACGAUAGCGUCCUACGAGGAGGAACUUUCUCGAACAAAAGAAAUGAACGAGCUACAACGACAACAUCUUGAAGCUGUUUGCAAGACUCUAACUAUGACACAAGUUAAAGACAUCCAGCCGCUGAUUGUUUGUCAGGAUGGAUUUCCCCCUGAGCUGCAGGAGGGGAGCUCCACUUUGAAGCAGAAGGAUCCACAGCCCCUGCACAUUAAAGAGGAAGAGGAGGACCUCUGGGUCACUCGUCUUCCAGCGCUGGAGGAAGAUAAUCUAGCGAAAUUGCCACUGGCUGGUGUCUCUAUGAAGUAUGAAGACCGUGAAGACAAACCACUUCAGUCCUCACCGCUUCAUCGCCGUCCAGGUAAGCAGAACAAACGGGGAGAGUCUCCAAGCAGCAGCUCACCAAAACACGCAACGACAGAAGAUGAUGGAGAUGACUGUGGCGGAUCACAAGCAGACAACCUCUUCGCUCCAUUCUCAGAUAGUGACAGCACAAUGUCUCACUCCGAUGAAGGCAGGUACGACACCCAAAAACCUUUGAGCAGCGGUACAGACUGGGAAAGUGAUAUGAGGACUCCGACUGACAACCUACAGUCUGAAUGCUCUGAAAAAAAGACACAUGCGAUUAUGGGGAACAUUCACAAGAGAACACACACAGUAGAAAAACCUUUUAUUUGUUCAUUUUGUGAUAAAAGAUUCUCUCAACAAUCAACAAUGUUAAACCACAUGAGAACACACACAGUAGAAAAGCCUUUUAUUUGUUCAUUUUGUGAUAAAAGAUUCUCUCAACAAUCAACAAUGUUAAAUCACAUUCGAACGCACACAGGAGAAAAACCUUUUACUUGUUUUGUUUGUGAUAAAAGAUUCUCUCACAACUCAACAAUGUUAAAUCACAUGAGAACGCACACAGGAGAAAAGCCUUUUGUUUGUUCAUUUUGUGGCGAAAGCUUCUCUCAAAAAACAUAUUUGGUAUCGCAUAGGAGAACACACACAGGAGAAAAACCCUUUAGUUGUUCUGCUUGUGGUAAAAUAUUCUCUUAUAAGUCAAAUAUGGUAAAACACAUGAGAACACACACAGGAGAAAAACCUUUCAGUUGUUCAGUAUGCGAGAAAAGGUUCUCUGAUAAGUCAAAUAUGUUAAAACAUAUGAGAAAACACAAGACAAUUGCCUUUUAGUUGUUGCAAAAGAUUCUUUAAAAAGUCAAAUCUGGUGAAACACUAAAAUGCACAAAGCAGUGAAACACUAUUCAAUGUUUUACUUACUUCCUGUUUACCUCCAGGCAAGUAAAGGAUUCAAGGAACUUGAGAUGGCAUGUAAUUUCCAGGCUAUAAAGCACACCAAAAUAUAAGCCGCACUCACAUCAUUUUUGGACUAAUUUGAUUUUGCACGUAUAUUGGUCGCACAAGUCUAUAAGGCGCAGGUGUACACAUUGAGACAUGAAAUAUUUACACAGGCGCUUUUGUUCAUUCAAUGUCUUCGUUCUCUUCCAGCCGUUAGGUGCCGGUUGUGCUGGAUUUUGUGCGGUUGCUUUUCCUUAUUCGAUGGCUGGGAUGUCGGGUCCAUCGUUUUGUGCAUUUCGUUGUUUCUUCUGCAUGAUGAGUGUGCUUGCAUAAUGGCUGACUAAAUAAGUGUGAUUUAAAGUGAACAAUUUAAUUGGUAACCGUGAUCAGUUUGGCAAUUUCAUUGGUCUAUAUUGUCAACUGUGGUGAGGCUAAACUUAUCGGUUGCAUGUGAAGCUAGUCAACCCAGAAAAAAUCCAUAAAAUAUCCGCAACAUUGUAUAAAGUGCAAGUUUCAAAGCAUGGGCAAAGAGUAUUGGCUUAUACUCCGGAAAUUACAGUAUGUCAAUAUUUGUAUUUUCUCAAAAUAUUUUUUCCGGUGCAUGUUCACAAAUUCAAGGAAUGAUUCCCUGAAAACCGGAGGACCCCUAACUGUUUUUAACCAAUCAGCGUUCAACAGCACACCCUACCCCUGUGAAGGUUCCAGGAAGUUUCCAAAACUUUAACCAAGCUCGCGAGAACUCAGAAAAGUUUCUGAAGAACUAGUUUUGGGUGUAAACAAAGGGGGAUCUUUAUUUCCCUGGGUACAUGGGUAAGUUCCUGUAAAAGUUUUGCCCUCAAAAGUUCAUUUUGAGGGCAAAACCAAAAUGAUUUAAUUUAGUAGGUUGUUUAGUUAUUGUAUACCAAUGACUUUGUUUUGCUCAAAAAUUGUUUGUAAUAUAAGAGUAAAGAACUGGUAGUUUAAAUAUUUUGUUGAUAUUAUUUAACUGUUAAUAGCACUCAUCUUAAGCAAACGGAAAAAAUGGACAGUUAAUACAUUAAUUGGUAUCAACUAAUCUCACUCAAACAUCGAUAUAGGGAUCGGCAGCAUAAAACCCUGAUAAGAACACCUCUUAAAUUUACUACCCAAGAUCCCAGAUUUAGCUCAAAAAGUACCACAUUGAACAACAUAUUCCUGUUAAAGUUAAAAAGUACCAAUGAUUGUCUCACACACUAGGUGUGGCGAAAUUAUUCUCUGCAUUUGACCCAUCACCCUUGAUCACCCCUCGGUAGGUGAGGGGAGCAGUGGGCAGCAGCAGUGGCCACGCCCGGGAAUAAUUUUUGGUGAUUUAACCCCCAAUUCCAACCGUUGAUGCUGCGUAAUUACUUACUGCCCAUGUUGCCUUUUGGCAAGCUUGUUGAGUCUGUCUUUGAAAUUGAUGUGUGCACCCUCUCAUAUGUUACAGUACUCCCAAGAUAGGUGGACUCAUUUAUUGUUGUUGGGCUUCUUUAUACAGAUGAUUUGUUUAUGGAUCUGAAAUAUAAAGGGUCGCAAUUCCUGUUCACUUUGUGUUAAAACAUCAGUUUGAGCAACUUAAGAGUUUUUCUCCAGCGUGUCUGUAUCUGUGCUGUCCGUCUGUGGUAUAGCAGUAGUUUAUAUGGCGGUAGUGAUAGGUGGUCUGAGGAUAUGAAGUAUGGCCAAGUUAAAAUGGCAAGGACACAAUCAAAAAAUGUGAAAAUAAUCUAAUGAUUCCAAGGUCAACAGUGAAUCAAAAACACAAAAAAUCACUAUGAAAGUGGAAAGACUAUGAUCUGAGAACAGCAAAGUCCAACCUGGCCCGUGUCGUCAAAGCAGCAGCUCAACAAAAGAUAACCCACCACUUCAAGGAUAGCAGAAACAAGUUCAGGUCGGCAGCAACACAACCAGCACCAUCACAAUGGAUCACAAGGAUCUGUUUUUAACCCCCUGCCCUUCUUGAAUUCUCCUCCUACUCUUUCGUUGACCUCUUAUUCGUGCACAUUUGGCAAUGUUUGUUUGUUUAUUUCAGGUUAAAUUGUACAUAUUCAUGCUACUAUUUACAUUUUAAAUAUACUUUUUAUUUGUAUGCAUUGUUUGUACCUUGGAAAGGGGGGAAAGGAAACAUUAUUUUGAUGCUCUGGACAUAUGGUGAAUUAGCAAUAAAGACUCUUGAAUCUUGAAUAAAAGUACCAGGA